Molecule: messenger RNA, 1498 nt
Organism: Ziziphus jujuba (common jujube)
Lineage: Eukaryota; Viridiplantae; Streptophyta; Magnoliopsida; Rosales; Rhamnaceae
Product: 3-oxo-Delta(4,5)-steroid 5-beta-reductase
Exons: 2
Coding region: 151-1338 (395 amino acids)
Source: RefSeq, a predicted model, not a curated record
AGAAGUAAUGAGAGAUGCAAGACUGACAGUUGGCAUAUGAAGUAGAAGUUUCGGCCUUAUCCUCUCCUUUUUCUUCUAUCUCACAUAACUCUCACCCACAAGUCUCAACCUACUCUGCUCAACUCUGCUGAAAAAAAAAAAAAAAAAAACAUGAGCUGGUGGUGGGCUGGAGCAGUCGGAGCUGCCAAGAAAAAGUUUGGGGAAGAUGAAGCUCCUACAAGCUUCCAGAGCGUCGGACUGGUAGUUGGAGUCACCGGCAUAGUAGGCAACAGCCUCGCCGAAAUCCUCCCACUCGCCGACACUCCCGGUGGUCCAUGGAAAGUCUACGGCGUGGCACGGCGUCCCCGUCCCGCCUGGAACGCCGAUCACCCCAUCGAAUACAUCCAGUGCGACAUCUCCGAUCCCCAACAAACACAAGCCAAGCUCUCCUCCCUCACCGAUGUCACCCACAUCUUCUACGUCACCUGGACCAACCGGAUCUCCGAGGCCGAGAACUGCGCGGCCAACGGCGCUAUGUUCCGCAACGUCCUGAGCGCCGUCAUCCCAAACGCGCCCAACCUCCGCCACAUCUGCCUGCUCACCGGAGGCAAACACUACGUGGGACCGUUCGAGAGCAUCGGGAAGAUCCAGGCGCACGAUCCGCCUUUCCACGAGGAUAUGCCGCGUUUGGAUGCUCCGAAUUUCUACUACACUCUGGAAGAUAUCCUAUUCGAAGAAUCGGAGAAGAAAGAGGGGGGUGGAUUGACGUGGUCGGUGCACCGACCCAACGUGAUAUUCGGGUUCUCCCCUCUGAGCUUGAUGAACCUAAUCGGGUCGCUGUGCGUUUACGCGGCCAUCUGCAAACACUUGGGGCUUCCACUGAAAUUCCCCGGAACGAAAUCGGCCUGGGAUGGCUUCUCCAUGGCUUCGGAUGCGGAUCUGAUAGCGGAGCACCAGAUUUGGGCAGCGGUGGAUCCGUACGCUCGAAACGAAGCGUUUAACAUCAACAACGGGGACGUGUUCAAGUGGAAGCAUUUGUGGAAGGAAUUGGCGGAGCAGUUUGGGAUCGAGGAUUAUGGAUUCGAUGAUGAUGGUGAUGAUGGAAAGAGGCUGAAGCUAGUGGAAUUAAUGAAGGAUAAAGGCCCAGUCUGGGAAGAGAUUGUGAAGGUGAACCAGUUGGAGCCCACCAAGCUUGAGGAAGUCGGGGUUUGGUGGUUUGCGGAUAUGAUGCUGAGCGGAGCGGGUGCGUUGGCUAGCAUGAACAAGAGCAAAGAGCAUGGCUUCUUGGGAUUUAGGAAUUCCAGGAAUUCAUUUGUUUAUUGGAUCGAUAAGUUGAAGUCUUACAAGAUUGUCCCUUAGAAAAUUCCCACCUGUCCUCCUUUGCAUGGGAUGUAUAUCAUUCAUUCCAUGUGCCCCAUAGAAUAAACAGUGGUCUUCUUUAUAUUAAUAAUAAGCACCAACAACACAUCAGCAGCUUUGUGUAUAAAAAAAAAAAAAAAUGAGAUUGAAUAUUUAUUUA